Molecule: messenger RNA, 2325 nt
Organism: Megalobrama amblycephala (Wuchang bream)
Lineage: Eukaryota; Metazoa; Chordata; Actinopteri; Cypriniformes; Xenocyprididae
Gene: tspan2a
Product: tetraspanin 2a
Exons: 8
Coding region: 214-855 (213 amino acids)
Cellular component (GO): membrane
Source: RefSeq, a predicted model, not a curated record
CCCCCCAUGUCCUGCUGGACCAAUGGGCGGUGAUGAUCCGCGUGCGCGCGCGCUCUGUGGCGAAGUGCACACGCGAGCAGCGCUGGUGUUGACGGUCCGUGAGUGGAUUCUGCUUGAAUAAUAUUACUGACCUACAUCUCCGAGACAGGCCUGCACAUUUGAGCAAAAAUUUUGGUCGAAACGGCGAGCGCGCGAAACGAAACGGCAGGCAGGAUGAGCAAAGUACAGGGCGGCAUGAAAUGUGUCAAAUACCUUCUGUUCGUCUUCAACUUCAUAUUCUGGCUGUCGGGCUCACUGGUGUUGGCUGUGGGAUUAUGGUUGAGGUUUGACCCAGACACGGCCAACCUCUUAGCCGAAAGUGAUGCCCCUGAUAACUUCUUCAUUGCGGUGUACAUCUUGAUCGGAGCAGGAGGUGUCAUGAUGUUGGUGGGAUUCUUCGGAUGCUUUGGGGCCGUGAGAGAGUCACAGUGUCUUCUGGGAUCGUUUUUUGCUUGCCUACUGGUGAUCUUUGGCGCAGAGGUCGCUGCCGGAGUCUUUGGCUUUUUGAAUAAGGAAAAGAUCAUUCAGGAUGUAAAAAACUACUAUGAGACUGCUUUGAAAAAUAACAACGAGACUAUUGCCUCCAUGUAUCACGAUGUGCUGCUGUGCUGUGGGACUGAAUCCUCUCGCCCUCCUGAACUGUGCGCUGUAGACAGUCCUGAAGAGGAUUGUGUCACAGCUAUACAAAACUUCUUCUAUAAAAAACUCUUCAUAAUUGGAUACGUUGGGAUUGGCAUUGCUGGAAUUAUGAUAAUUGGCAUGAUCUUCAGCAUGGUUCUUUGCUGCGCCAUUCGAAACAGCAGAGAAGUUAUUUAGGCACCUCACAGUUCCCCUCUCGCCCAGUUGGACUGUUUCAAAGCCCACCUUCUUUGACCUCAUCAGACCAUCACAUUCAGGCUUGGGAGCAGGGUGGAGGAACUCCCAUGAGGCAGUGUGGGUCUUGUGGUACUGUUUUGUGAAAAGCAUUCUGUCUCUUUUCUGUUCUUUGCAUUGUUUGAAGAUGAUCGCCACUGCAUGGACUGCUACUGUAACCACAUUAACCUUUACAUUUAUUUAUUGCUGAAUCAUCACAAGGGGUACGUAGUGUACGUCUCUCUUUUUUUCAAACUCGAUCUCCUGUAAUAGAGUUCUCGCAUCUUGAGUCUUUCUUUGGUCCAGACUUUCACAGUGAAUUGGGCAUUUACUUACUGAUGUAAAUAAGCUCUCUGAUGCCUCUUACUGAUCAACUUAUUUUCAUGUUAUUGUUUUUAAUGUUAUUUAUUGCGUGUGAACUAGACCAGUACUACUAAUAGAUAACGGGUCAUAUGCUUAUUGUGUUUUGCUGGUUAUUUUGGUUAUUGUAAUUUUGCCACAUCAUAUAGAUACUGAAUGAAGCCAAGGAGUGGACGAGUAUGAUUAAAGACCUCUGACACAGAAUGUCAUGCUUAAAGUCAGCAUGAACUCAAAAUUAAACCUGCUUGAUUUAGUAACGUUCCUGGUUCUAUUGUGAAAGAAUCAUGAGUGCAUGAUAUUCCAAAGAAAAACAAUUAGCUUCAUAAUUUUUCAUCAAAAUGCUGUUUUUCUGGAAUCUUUUGAGUUUGCUAUUUUGUAGGCUAUUGGUUAAUGUUAACCAAUAAACAAAUACCCAAUUAGGCUACUGUUGUAGGCCACCUUUUUAAAAUCUUGCAAAUAAUUUUAAUGUUGCUUAAUGGUAACGUAAUAAAUAUUACAGCAAUAAUAGCAAAUAUAUAUUUGUAAAAAUGGUGUUACUGCUGAGAGGAAACUCAACCUUCAGACUCUUCAAAAUUGUUUGAUUCAUGUUGACUUUUUCCAAAUGUGGCACUUGUUUAACUUAAGUAUGCUACCCUGGUUUAUAGACAUUAUCUUACUCACUUGGCUGAUUUUGAAUCAGUUCAAACACCAGCUUUUAGAGAUAUCAACCAAUGUAAUUUGCAAAAUUACUGUAAAAUUGUUAAGCAGCCAAAUCAAAAACAUAUCUAACAUUGCUUCUUUUUAGUCGUCCGUUCAGGAAUACGACCCACUAGUUUUAUUUAUCUAUGUGCCUUUGUAACUGACAAAGUCCCAUUUGCAGUUACAGUAAUAUGCACAUGUGUGUUUGUAGUUCCUCAACUUCAGAUUUUUUUUUUUUACUCUUUUAUAGCAUUGUGCUGCAUGUAAAUAGCUUUGGAAUGAGAAAAUAUGGGCACAGGGCAAUAAACCCUGAACAACAUUAAAACAGAACUCACAAGUAAACAUUUGCUUUUUUAUUUUUGCAAUAUUGAAUAAACCAUUUCCAUUGAACAGAAA